CGGGCUUAACUUUGACAGGCUGUUAGCUCGCUAUGCUAAUCUGUGCUGUUUUUAGUAGCUGUUUGUCGGGUUUAGAGUGUUUAUUUCAGAUCAGCUCUGGAAGAGAAUUAAAGCUCGGCUGUGGAACAGCAUGUCGUGUCCGGUGAUUCACUCCGCAGCUGUGGAUCUGAAUGUAGCUGUGCUGCCCCUGGAAUGGCUUUUGGGCACCUGGGAGUCGGACGAGCCAGGCGAGGGGUCUUUUCCCUCCAUCGCACCGUUCCGCUACACCGAGACCCUGCACUUCUCUCAUGUGGGACAGCCUGUGAUCAACUUCAUGUUUAAUGCUUUUCAUGCAGAGAGCAGAAAGCCCCUUCAUAGAGAAUGUGGAUUUAUCAGGAUUCAGCCUGGCACGAACAACCUGGCCUUCAUCAUCGCUCAGAACUCAGGGCUAGUAGAAAUUGAGGAAGGUGAGCUGAUUGGUCAGCAGGUGAUCCUGCAGAGCCGGGCAUUGGCCAGAACUUCUUUUGCCAAGGAGCCGCACGUUCAACAGAUCUCCAGGCUCUUUCAGCUGAGGCCCGAUGGCAGACUGGAGCAGACAGUGUCCAUGGCACUGGAGAACCAGCCUCUGACCCAGCAUCUGCACAUUACCUACCGCAGAGCCUCCUGACCACUGAGGAUCCGGGGAAUGAAGACGGAGGAUACGGCAUUACCCGUCCGACACAUGAUUAAUGUACUAUGCAUUAAUAUUAAUGCACAUCUCACUGCACUUAUGAUACAAUAACAGAUAAUAAAUACAUCUGGGGGCACUGAACUGGUCAAGUACUGGUAACCAUUCAACUACUGACAACCCAUCUAACAAAUUUUGGUUUCAGGAACAUUAUUUUUGCCAAUUAAUUAUUUUGGUUUGCCUUUUGGUUCCACAAAAAAAAGUUUGAUUACUAUUCCAUAAAAAAAAUAGAAUAUCAUUAAAAAAAUUAUUUAUUUCAGUAAUUCAUGUGAAACUAUUAAAAAAAUAUAUAGAUAUAUAAAUGUAUUAAACACAGAGUGAUCUAUUGUCAGUGUUUAUUUAUUUUAUUGUUGUUGAUUAUGGAUUACAGCCUAUGAAAAGAUCAGUGUCUCAGAAAAUUAGAAUAUUAUAUAAGACUAAUUGGUACUUUUGACACUGUGGGCAGUGUGCCUGCUGGAAAAUGAAAUCCACAUCUCCAUAAAAGUUGUCAGUAGCAGAGGGAAGCAUGAAGUGCUGUAAGAUUUUGUGGGAAAACAAAACUGCACUGACUUUUUUUGCCCUUAUAUAAUAUUCUAAUUUUCUAAAACACUGAUUUUUGGGUUUUUAUUGGCUGUAUGCUUUAUUCAUCAACAAUAAAAUAAAUAAACAUUAAAAUGUUUAAAAUUAAAAUAGAUCACUCUGUGUGUAAUACAUCUAUAUAAUAUGAGUUUCACAUUUUAAACUCGAUUACUAAAAUAAAGUAAACCAAAAAAAAAAAGAACAUUCUGGAAACAAUGAUUACUUUUCAUUCAAAAUAAAAAUGUUGACAACACAUAUAAUUAUACAUGGGGUUAAUUAUUGUUAGUCGUUUCCGUCAUGCAAAAACCUUGCAUCUGCAUUUUUGUAGUUUUUCCCUCUAAAAUGAAUCUGGCAGUUAUUCUUUGCAAUAUCUGAAUUUUAUGAUGAAUGGGACCAAUAGAAAUGCUCCUAAAUUACAGCAUUUUUACAUUGACUUCUAUUGCUGUUUUUAGCGGUAUAAAGUUUUUGCAUGACCAUGGCAGUAUGCUGGAUUAAGGCGUGGAUCAAUACAUUUAAAGUACAAAACAAUACAUUUAAAGUACAAAACUGUAUGUAAAUGCGUGCAUUUACAUACAGUAUCGGUCAAAAGUUUGGACACACCUCCUUCUAUACAUCGAUUUGUACUAUUUUCUACAUUGUAGAUUAAUAUUGAAGACAUCAGAACUAUAAAGGAACACUUGGAAUGGUAUAUUAAGGUAUAUUAAGUGUUGUGUUGGUUUUAGGUCAGGAUCCUAGACAGGGAUUAAGCCUAGUCUUAAACAACACAGCUUUUUAAAUAGUGCUGUGUAUUGGCAAGAAUUUGGUGAUUAUGAUACAGAUCACAAUACAGGGGUUACAAUUCAAUAAAUCACAACAUAUUGCAAUACUGUAAGCAAACACUUUAGAAAGAAGCAUCAUAAUAGUAUAAAAACACAUUUAUAAAUUUUAAAUCCAUUGUCAGUACAUUGUGAUCAAACAACAGAGUAAAAAACACUGCCAUCUAUUUCAAUGCCUUUCAAGACUAAUAAACCUCUAAAUAACCGAUGUGAA
Astyanax mexicanus (Mexican tetra) is the source of this 2293-nucleotide messenger RNA. RefSeq names its product THAP domain containing 4 (gene thap4). The transcript is spliced from 5 exons. The record is from RefSeq and is a predicted model, not a curated record. Bases 131 to 646 code for a protein of 171 amino acids. Lineage: Eukaryota; Metazoa; Chordata; Actinopteri; Characiformes; Acestrorhamphidae.